AUGCCUGAUUCUGCUCCUCUGCUGAACACCGCCAAUGGCGGCUCGGCCAACGACAACAUCACCCGUUUCAACCCUCCCAGCCGGGUUCGCUCCCCUCAGUCUCACGCCCUCUUCCACAACAAGACACGAUGCUUCGUAUAUGGUAUGCAGCCCCGUGCCGUCCAGGGUAUGCUGGACUUCGACUUCAUCUGCAAGCGGAGCACUCCCUCCGUCGCCGGUAUCAUCUACACCUUCGGUGGUCAGUUCGUCAGCAAGAUGUACUGGGGUACUAGUGAGACCCUCCUCCCCGUCUACCAGGAUGUGUCCAAGGCUAUGGCCAAGCACCCCGAUGUCGACACCGUUGUGAACUUUGCCUCUUCCCGUUCCGUCUACAGCUCCACCAUGGAGCUCAUGCAGUGCCCCCAGAUCAAGGCCAUUGCCAUCAUCGCCGAGGGUGUCCCCGAGAGACGCGCUCGUGAGAUCAUGGUCACCGCCAAGGAGAAGGGUAUCACCAUCAUUGGUCCCGCUACCGUUGGUGGUAUCAAGCCUGGUGCGUUCAAGAUCGGUAACACUGGUGGUAUGAUGGACAACAUCGUCGCCUCCAAGCUCUACCGCAAGGGCUCCGUCGGCUACGUCUCCAAGUCCGGUGGUAUGUCCAACGAGCUCAACAACAUUAUCUCUCAGACUACCGACGGUGUCUACGAGGGUAUCGCCAUUGGUGGUGACCGCUACCCCGGUACCACCUUCAUCGACCACCUUCUGCGCUACCAGGCCGAGCCGGAGUGCAAGAUCCUCGUCCUCCUGGGUGAGGUUGGUGGUGUGGAGGAGUACCGUGUCAUCGAGGCCGUCAAGAACGGCACCAUCACCAAGCCCGUCGUGGCCUGGGCCAUCGGUACGUGCGCCAGCAUGUUCAAGACGGAGGUACAGUUCGGUCACGCCGGUGCCUCUGCCAACUCCGACCUCGAGACCGCCGUUGCCAAGAACAAGGCCAUGCGCGAGGCCGGCAUCCACGUGCCCGAGACCUUUGAGGAUCUGCCUCAGCUCCUCAAGGAAGUCUACGACGAGCAGGUGAAGAAGGGUGUUAUCAAGCCCCAGCCCGAGCCCGCUGUUCCCAAGAUCCCCAUUGACUACUCCUGGGCUCAGGAGCUGGGUCUCAUCCGUAAGCCUGCUGCUUUCAUCUCCACCAUCAGUGACGACCGUGGCCAGGAGCUUCUGUACGCUGGUAUGCCCAUCUCGGAUGUCUUCAAGGAGGACAUCGGUAUCGGUGGUGUCAUGUCCCUUCUGUGGUUCCGCCGCCGUCUGCCCCGCUACGCCAGCAAGUUCCUUGAGAUGGUCCUCAUGCUUACGGCUGACCACGGUCCCGCCGUGUCUGGUGCCAUGAACACCAUCAUCACCACCCGUGCCGGCAAGGACCUGAUCAGCGCCCUCGUCUCCGGUCUGCUGACCAUCGGUUCCCGCUUCGGUGGUGCUCUCGACGGUGCCGCCGAGGAGUUCACCAAGGCCUUCGACAGGGGUCUCAGCCCCCGUGACUUUGUCGACGGCAUGAGAAAGGAGAACAAGCUGAUCCCCGGUAUCGGCCACAGAGUCAAGUCCCGGAACAACCCCGAUCUCCGUGUCGAGCUGGUCAAGGAGUUCGCCAAGAAGCACUUCCCCAGCACCAAGCUGCUCGACUACGCGCUGGCCGUCGAGUCCGUGACCACCUCCAAGAAGGACAACCUGAUCCUGAACGUCGAUGGUUGCGUUGCCGUCUGCUUCGUCGACCUCAUGCGUAACUGCGGUGCCUUCUCCGCCGAGGAGGUCGAGGACUACAUGCGCAUGGGUGUCCUCAACGGUCUCUUCGUCCUGGGCCGUAGCAUCGGUCUGAUCGCUCACUACCUCGAUCAGAAGCGUCUGCGCACUGGUCUGUACAGACACCCCUGGGACGACAUCACCUACCUGCUCCCCGCCCUCCAGAAGGGUGGCUCCGAGGGCCGUGUGGAGGUCAACAUCUAA
Messenger RNA from Aspergillus terreus NIH2624, 1971 nucleotides. Its product is annotated as putative ATP citrate lyase, subunit 1. The coding region runs from base 1 to 1971 and encodes 656 amino acids. The record is from RefSeq and is a predicted model, not a curated record. Gene Ontology annotation, molecular function: ATP citrate synthase activity. NCBI's taxonomy places the organism in Eukaryota, Fungi, Ascomycota, Eurotiomycetes, Eurotiales, Aspergillaceae. Gene Ontology annotation, cellular component: cytosol. Gene Ontology annotation, biological process: tricarboxylic acid cycle; acetyl-CoA biosynthetic process; fatty acid biosynthetic process. The transcript is spliced from 3 exons.